AGCAAACGAGCCGUUUGAGAGCCAAAAGAACCGGCUCUUAUUGAACUGAUGCGUAUAAUCUGACAAACUGAAAAGGGGCUCGUUUGUAUAUCUUGUAUUCACACAGGUCUAAUACGCCAUAUGGGACAACUUGUCAGUGCACCAUCGUGUAUAUUUAAUGGUUUAUUUGGUAAUUAUUAAACUGUGUUUUCAAGUCGAAGUGUUUUUGAACGUUUCAGUGUAACGCACACGUCAUCAUUAUGCGCCCCUUUGAAUGAAACCAAGCGGGAGUUUUGUCGCAUUGAAUGGGAAGUAGGAAAAUUGUACCAAGAGCGACUUUAUUUAUACUGAGUAUCUGCAACAUCGUUUUUGAAACACAUUGAAAUGAUUGAUACAAUCGAAAAAGACGACAAUAUCAUAAGCGAGGAAGAAGCAGCUCAGUAUGACCGGCAGAUUCGCCUCUGGGGUCUGGAUGCACAAAAGAGGCUGAGGGGGUCUCGAGUGUUGCUCGUUGGACUCAGAGGACUGGGUGCUGAAGUGGCAAAAAACCUUAUUCUAGCUGGAGUGAAAGCACUCACUCUUCUGGACCAUGAACAGGUUACUGAGGAAUCAAGACGAGCUCAGUUCCUCAUCCCAGUGGAUGCAGAUGGUCAGAAUCAAGCCCAGGCUUCCCUGGAACGAGCCCAGUUCCUCAAUCCAAUGGUGGAAGUAAAGGCUGACACAGAUCAAGUGGAAAGCAAGCUGGAUGACUUCUUUCUUCAGUUUGAUGCAGUGUGUCUGACAAGAUGCUCCAGAGACCUGAUGGUCCGAGUGGACCAGCUUUGCGCCACCAGAAACAUUAAAGUCUUCUGUGGAGAUGUCUUCGGUUACCAUGGAUACAUGUUCUCUGACCUGGGCUUGGAGCAUCAUUAUGUAGAAGAGAAACCAAAGGUGGUGAAGUCAUCAGAAGAGGCUAAUGAUGGCCCCGAAGUGAAGAAACCUAGAAUUGAUCUGAAUGAGACUACCAUGGUGAAAAAGACGGCCAGUUUCUGCUCUUUAAAAGAGUCUCUUGAGGCUGACUGGACGAGUGAAGAGGCCAAGCGCAAUCUCAAGCGCACACCACCAGAUUACUUCUUACUACAAGUAUUGCUGAAAUUCCGCACAGAUAAAGGUCGAGACCCUCAUCCAGGUAGCUUUGGUGAGGACUCUCAGUUACUCCUGCAGAUCAGAGAUGAUCUCUUAGAGGCUAUGGGGGUGAAUCCGGAGCUGCUGCCUGACAACUUUGUCAGCUACUGUUUCUCUGAGAUGGCUCCAGUGUGUGCUGUGGUGGGAGGAGUACUUGGUCAGGAAAUAGUCAAGGUGAAAGGACACAUGGAAAGGAGAAAAUCAAGGCCAUAUGAGAUGCUGACUAGUUAAGAUGUGCUAUUCCCUAGCUAAAAGAAGGCAGGAUUAAUUACUAACAUAGACCCUCAACGGCAAUCCUGAUGACCCCCUUCCCAUGUGGUGCUUAUUGCUCCCUGCAGUUCAUUUCCUCUGGCUUUUAGCAAUGCAGCCAAUCAUUACACUGUCACCAGACAUAACAAAAGGAAAACUAACCUCUGAUUGGUCCUUUUCUUGUUGGGCCCAGGUAAGGACCAUGGUAAUACUGUUUUUUUUCCCCCUCUCACUAUCAAUUGCAUGCGAAGGCCCAAUUAUUAUUUUGCUUAUUUGCAUGUAACAAAACAAUGUUCUUAUUCUUAGUUUGUCCCUCACAGAUGUACAGUGUGUAAACAAAACACCUAAUGGGAAAAGAAUGAGUUCACGUAUGAGGAAAUGAAUGCAUAAAAACCCACAGAGUGGAUUCUUUACUGGCCAUUAACUCAGGAAGUAAAUGAACCUGUCUUUCCUGUUUAAAAUAUUUGGUCAUACUUUCCACAUGAGCCUUCCAUUGUUACACAUCAGAAAACACAAACAGUGUAUUACUACAUUAUAUAAGAGAUAUUCUUGCUUGCUUUACUGAGCUA
Ictalurus furcatus (blue catfish) is the source of this 1961-nucleotide messenger RNA. RefSeq names its product SUMO1 activating enzyme subunit 1 (gene sae1). NCBI's taxonomy places the organism in Eukaryota, Metazoa, Chordata, Actinopteri, Siluriformes, Ictaluridae. The record is from RefSeq and is a predicted model, not a curated record. The transcript has 9 exons. Gene Ontology annotation, biological process: protein sumoylation. Bases 364 to 1374 code for a protein of 336 amino acids. Gene Ontology annotation, cellular component: cytoplasm; SUMO activating enzyme complex. Gene Ontology annotation, molecular function: SUMO activating enzyme activity.